GUGGCUCCCCCGCGCGCCCCCCGCCCUCCAGCCGAGCCAGCUGAUGCUGCCAGCCAGCGAGAGCGCACGAGCCGGGGGGAGCCGGUGACGGCCGUAGCAGCCGCCGCCGCCGCCGCCGCCAGCAUGGGCACGGGGUGACGGCUCGGGGAGGCUUGGCUUUCCGCAGCAGCCCCGUUGGGGCGAGUGGCUCAAAGAUCUGCUCGGCGUCAGCGGAGAGGAGGCGGCGGCGGCUCGCGGCCGCGCCAAGCCGGAGAGCUCCCGCAGCAGAGCAGACAGGCAGCCCGGAGGGAGGCGGAGCAGGAGGGGAGAGCGGCGGCGCUGCUGCUGCUGCUGCUGCUGCGCCGGCGGGGGGACGGGAAGCAGCUCGCCAUGGCGCACGGCUAACCACAUCCGCGCCGGAUCGGCUCGACAGAGCGCGGCAGCGGCGCUUGCUUGGGGCCGCCUCCCUCCUGCCCGCCCGGCCGGCCCCUCCAUUUUGAAGGCGGCUCGGCUCGCCCGUCGGAAGGAGAGAAGACGCGCGCCGCCCGCCGCCCGCCGCCGCCCCGAUGGCGUUCAGCGCCUCCUGGCAGCUCCUCUCGCCCGUGCAGUGGGCCAAGUGGACGUGGUCCGCCGUGCGAGGGGGCAGCGCCGGGCCCGAGCUGCAGGAUGGCAUCGCCGGCGCAGACGGGGAGGCGCGAGCGGCGCCGGAGCAGCCGCUGGAGGACGAGGAGGAGGACGCGCAGGCGGAGACGAAAUCGCUCAGCCUCAGUUCGGAUUCAGAAGGCAAUUUUGAGACCCCUGAAGCAGAGACCCCGAUCCGCACACCAGGGAAGGAGCUGGAGGACCCGUCCCUGCAACUCCCGGAGGCUGAGACCGAGUCCCAAGCAUCACAUGACAAUGAAGUGCAAUUGGUAGCCAAGGCUUCGGAGGGCAGUUUGCGCCAGAAAGGCUCGGUUUCAGCCGAGGAUGCAGUCCCACCAGCCGAGGAGCCGUUCCGCUUGGGAAGAGACCUUGGGCUUGGCAAAGGUUCGUCCAUGACUCCCUCUGCUCCAGGAACAGAGCUUGCGGGAGAGCCCACAGCUGUCGCGGAGGAGAGUGCCUCUCUGGAGAGGUUGGAUCCAGCUCCAAGCCCUGCAAGUGUUGCGCCCACUGUUACUCCAAAGGAGCACCAGGAGAGCCGGGAGGCCUGCGCCAAAGGGCUGGCAGAAGCCAAGCUGAACGGCGAGGCAUUUGUGGCCAACAAGAGCAAGCUCCCCAGAGCGAAGCCCCCGGCCUUCCAGAGGAAGAUGGGAGGGGAGAACCCCGAAACGGAAACGGCCGCAGAGAGCAUCCCCGCUCCCAAGGCAUCGUAUCGCUUUGACCCCGAGGAGUACAACGAAAAUAUGAACCCCUUUGGGAUGGGAGGGUCCAAGCUCCAGAACUCGCCCCCUGCCACCCAGCAAGGCUUCACUCUCCCGAACACCGAGACGAAGGAGUCCGAGACAAAGGAGUCCGACACGGGGGUGGCUUGCGGGCCCACGGGUGGGUCUGUGAAGCUUGAAUUUAGUUUUGCGGACGGAGGGGAGAGCGCGGAGACCAAGAAAGUCCCGUCGAGGAAGACGGGUAGAAAACCAGCCAGCAAGAUGUCUCCUAGGAGGCAAAAAAGCGGUGGCAGCCGGCCUGCUGUGGGCGCUGAGGACACAGAGAAGAUGCCCAGCACGGACCCGUCUGAGGUGCCCCUCCACAAAGCCUCUCAGCAAGUGGACGGCCCAACCUUCAACCCUUCUUCAGGGAGCUCCACCUUGCAGAGUUCCCCGACGCUUCCCAGGGGGUCCUACAACUUUGACACGGCGGACCCUUUCAAACCCACCAAGACCUUGAGCGGCAUGGGAGAUGACGCUUGCCCUGCUGCCGCAGAGAACAAUCUCAACGAGAUCUUGGAGUCACAGACGCUGGAAGUCCAGGGCGAUGAACUGAAGGCAGGCUUUGCCUCUCCAAAGAAGGCCAAGUCGCAGUUGAUAACGACUACUGAACAAGUGAAAUUUCUCUGUUUUCUGUUGAGCAGCUGCAAGGUGAAGAACUACGAUACGCAGCCUCUGGCCCUGGAUGUUUGCGCUCAGGAUAAAGAAGAAGUGGCUUUCCUUUCCAAAAUCCCAGACCUUUCCAGUCGGGAUGGGCAUGCCACUGACGAAGAGAAACUGGCUUCUACAUCCUCCAGUCAGAAGCCGGCUGAGUUGGAGGCGAAAGGUGAGCCCGAGGAAGACCUGGAGUACUUUGAAUGUUCCAAUGUUCCUGUGUCUGCCAUAAAUCAUACGUUUUCAUCCCCAGGAGAAGGUCUCGAUAAGGAGCCGUUGUGUAACCAGGCAGAGAGGAGUGAAUCCAUCAACGUCUUGGGCAGUUCUGAGCUGUGCUCCUCCGAGAAGGCUCCUGGCGCGGAAAGCCCCCUGGAUGCCAUUUGCCUCAGUGAAUCCGAUAAGAUGGCCGUUUUGACUUUGAUCAGGGAGGAGAUAAUCUCUAAAGAAAUUGAAGCCAAUGAAUGGAAGCGGAAAUACGAAGGGAGCCGGCAGGAGGUUUUGGAAAUGAGGAAGAUUGUGGCUGAAUAUGAGAAGACGAUUGCCCAAAUGAUAGAGGACGAACAGAGGACAACCAUGACAUCCCAGAAGAGUCUCCAGCAGCUCACGAUGGAGAAGGAACAGGCGUUGUCGGACCUGAACUCGGUGGAGAGGUCCCUGUCUGACCUAUUCAGGAGAUACGAGAACCUGAAGGGGGUCCUUGAAGGCUUUAAGAAGAAUGAAGAUGCAUUGAAAAAGUGUGCACAGGAUUACCUCACUCGGGUCAAGCAAGAGGAGCAGAGAUAUCAGGCCUUGAAAAUCCACGCAGAAGAGAAGUUGGACAAAGCCAAUGAAGAAAUUGCCCAGGUGCGUGCCAAGGCCAAAGCUGAGAGCGCAGCCCUCCAUGCCGGGCUCCGAAAAGAACAAAUGAAAGUGGACUCUCUAGAGCAAGCCCUCCAACAGAAGAACCAGGAAAUUGAAGAGCUGACGAAGAUUUGCGAUGAGCUGAUUGCCAAGUUGGGAAAGAUUGGCUGACCAAAGCUCCGUUGUCCAGAGCGCCAAGCUCAGCUGCUUCCUAUUGUCUAUUAAUGUCUUCAAGUGAG
Molecule: messenger RNA, 3112 nt
Organism: Hemicordylus capensis (graceful crag lizard)
Lineage: Eukaryota; Metazoa; Chordata; Lepidosauria; Squamata; Cordylidae
Gene: TACC1
Product: transforming acidic coiled-coil containing protein 1
Exons: 14
Coding region: 546-3044 (832 amino acids)
Biological process (GO): mitotic spindle organization; cerebral cortex development; cell population proliferation
Cellular component (GO): cytoplasm
Source: RefSeq, a predicted model, not a curated record